ACUGAUGCGCACUGAUAGGCGACACUGACUGGCACUGAUAGGUGGCACUGAUUGGCAGCACUGAUAGGUGGCACUGAUGGGUGACAUUGAAAGGCAGCUCAGAUGGGCACUGAUAUGUGGCAUUGAUGUGCACUGGUAUGCACUAUGUGGCAUUGAUGUGGCACUGGCACAUGGCACUGAUGAGCACUGACAGCUGGCACUUCUGGGGCCACACUGAUCAUCAGUGCCCUGAUGAUCACUGUCAGCGUGACAGCUCGAGAGGAGAGAAGUGCCGAUAACCGGCAUUUCCCUGUUUACAUGUGAUCAGCUGUGAUUGG
Staurois parvus is the source of this 317-nucleotide messenger RNA. The record is from the annotation of a GenBank genome assembly. NCBI's taxonomy places the organism in Eukaryota, Metazoa, Chordata, Amphibia, Anura, Ranidae.